UAUUUCAGUAUCUGUUAUUCCCUUUUCGUUGGAUUGAGCGGUCUUCAAGCCGACAAACACAUAUUGGGUUCCUCACUCGACAGAACCUUUGUAAACCAAAAGAACCCAAAUCCUAUAAUGUUAUUGGGUCGGAACCAAGGCUUGGAUUUUAGGAAUCGGAUACGAUCGUUGUUUACCUCAGCUCCCUCUCUUCUCAAUCAAUCCAUCUCUAUCCAUCGAACAAUGGUGUCGUCCCACUGCACGAUGAGAGGUGCUGUUGGAGGACUCCUCCUCAGAUUCUCCGAUGGCGUCGUCUCUUCCAGAUCCAUUCUCAACUCCGGAAACCAUCAUCGUCGUCUUCUUCUCACCAUCCCCAAGUCUCUCUCGUCUCUCUCCUCAAUCUCCACUCACACUACUUCCAACUUCACACAUGAGCAGAAGAACUGCACCAAUCGUCAAGUCAGAAAGAUUUGGAUAUCUUCUCCUCUUUGUAUGGGUCGUCGCUCUUCCAAAAUCGCUGGCCGAAAGGGGGCUCAAGAUUCAAAGAAGGCGAAGCUAUACUGUAGGAUUGGCAAGGAGGUUGUUUCUGCUGUCAGGAAAGGGGGUCCAAACCCAGUGUCCAAUACAGUUCUAGCUACCAUCCUUGAGAAAGCAAAAGACCUGGAUGUACCCAAGGACAUUGUGGAGCGUAAUAUUAAAAGGGCUUCUGAGAAGGGCCAAGAAGACUUUAUCGAGAAGAUCUAUGAGGUAUAUGGGUAUGGUGGAGUUAGUAUGGUAGUCGAGGUCUUAACAGACAAAAUUAAUCGUUCAGUGGCAGCUGUUAGAUCAGUUGUUAAGGAUUACGGAGGCAAAAUGGCUGAUUCAGGAUCUGUCAUGUUUAAGUUUAGACGAGUUAGGGUCGUCAACAUAAAGGUCACCGAGGCUGACAAAGACCAGCUCUUUAUUAUUGCUCUAGAUGCUGGAGCUGAGGAUGUUAUUGAUCCCCCUAGUUAUGAAGAUGAUACUGAUGAAGAUAGGGAAGAAAGGUACUACAAAAUUGUAACUUCUAAUGAGAACUACUCGACAGUGUUGUCCAAGCUACGUGAUGAAGGAGUGAACUUUGAGCCUGACAAUGGCUCUGAACUUCUCCCUCUGACUACAGUUGAGGUGGAUGAUGAGGCCAUGGAACUGAACAAAGAGCUUAUGCAGAAACUACUUGAACUUGAUGAUGUUGACGCUGUUUAUAUCGACCAGAAAUGAACAAUACAUUACAGGAAGUUUCACUUCAGGUCAAUCUCAGGAACUGGUUUUUGUUCAAGUCUGCAUAUAUUGUGAAGAAGGAACGAUGAUGGUUCUGGAACACACUUACGCUUCACUUCUUCUAGUUUCCAUUUUGAAGCUACAAAAUCAGAGAUGUUACCUUGUAAUUCUUAAUAAUUUUUCUUUUGAUCAUAGACUGUUAGACAAUUUAUUUAUAAUCAUCAUCACAACAGUAUUUGUUGGGUUUACUGUUGUAUGUAUAGGUUAACCUAUA
Brassica oleracea var. oleracea is the source of this 1492-nucleotide messenger RNA. Its product is annotated as probable transcriptional regulatory protein At2g25830. Gene Ontology annotation, cellular component: chloroplast. NCBI's taxonomy places the organism in Eukaryota, Viridiplantae, Streptophyta, Magnoliopsida, Brassicales, Brassicaceae. The transcript is spliced from 6 exons. Bases 118 to 1218 code for a protein of 366 amino acids. The record is from RefSeq and is a predicted model, not a curated record.